GCCCCGGCGUUCUUCCCCGUCUCCUAGCAACCGCGAUGGACCGCGAGGAGGAAGGGCGCGAAUACCUGGCGCAGCACAAAAUCCCGGACCUCCUGCACACCUUGACCGCCUUGCUGCUCUUCCACCGCCCAGACAGGCCCAGGGAGUUCUUGAUCAGAACCCUGGAGAAAAUAAAGCUGGCAAAGCUGACCAAUUCGGAGUAUCCCUGCCUUAUGGAUGACUCGAACCUGGAUGCCAUGUUUGGGAUGCUCGACGUGGAAGGCAGAGGCUCCAUCAAUAUGGCGCAGUACAAAGGAGCACUUGAAGCAUUGGGACUAAGUAGUACGGAUGAACCCUAUGAAGAAACGGACUUAAUUACACAAAUCGUCUUUAAGGAAAAUGUGAUGAAAAAAUUCGCAGAAAUGUGGGCAGCUUUUUGAUCUCAAAUUUGCUGAUGCUGAACCAAUUCUGAUUUUACCUUCUGAAAAAUUAUUGCACGUAACGAUUGUCUCUGGCUGUGUCAAUUAUAUUGCCAUUGUGCAAAAUAUGGAAUUUCAUCUUUCCUUCAUCAAAGUUAAGUUUUUAUAUAAACUUUUGUGAAAUAAAUGCCGAUCACCUUAUAAGCAAAA
Anolis sagrei ordinatus is the source of this 608-nucleotide messenger RNA. It is a transcript of the gene EFCAB10, whose product is annotated as EF-hand calcium binding domain 10. The record is from RefSeq and is a predicted model, not a curated record. Gene Ontology annotation, molecular function: calcium ion binding. Lineage: Eukaryota; Metazoa; Chordata; Lepidosauria; Squamata; Anolidae.